Molecule: messenger RNA, 4848 nt
Organism: Pseudophryne corroboree (corroboree frog)
Lineage: Eukaryota; Metazoa; Chordata; Amphibia; Anura; Myobatrachidae
Gene: NR1I3
Product: nuclear receptor subfamily 1 group I member 3
Exons: 10
Coding region: 366-1682 (438 amino acids)
Biological process (GO): positive regulation of transcription by RNA polymerase II; negative regulation of transcription by RNA polymerase II; cell differentiation
Molecular function (GO): nuclear receptor activity; RNA polymerase II cis-regulatory region sequence-specific DNA binding; zinc ion binding
Source: RefSeq, a predicted model, not a curated record
CGGGCAGGUUUUCCCUCAUUCCCUAAGCAUCCUGGGUAACAACACAUCUAGUGUUAUAUACUUGUAGUGUUAUUACCUAAUAUGUGAGCGUGCAGUCACAGAGGUGGUCAUAUGGGAUAAUACACCGGAGGCAGUGGGAGCGCUGGAUUCUGCAGCUGCAAUCUGACACAGGCUGCUGGAUCUGUACAUUGUACUGCGAGCAGAACAGGUGACGGGAGAACAGUCCUGCGCUGCACAGAGCUCCUUCACCAAGCAACUCGUAUAGAGAAGUGAGGUUCCAGAGGCAGCAGCCGAUUAUACCGUGUCUGUGAUGUCACCGUGUACUAGCUGACAUCAUCACCAGCCAUCAGCACCAGCCUGGAGAAAUGUCCAGCUUGUUAAUUUCAUCAGUCCAUACAGGUAUGAACAGCCAGGAGCUGGGUCCCGGCAUUAUCCAGCAGGACUGGACCCCCAGCGUGUACCCGGUGUAUGAAGAAGACAGUAACAGCAGCUGCGGAUCCCUGGGGACGUCUGUACGGAGUGUGAAGGCCAGCGAGGGAGAGGACAAUGACCCAGACGCUGAGGAGAAGGUUUGCACUGUGUGUGGAGACAGGGCCAACGGGUAUCACUUCCACGUCCUGACCUGCGAGGGCUGCAAAGGAUUCUUCAGACGUUCCAUGGCUAAAGGGUUAACCUUCACCUGUCCGUUCACUCGCACCUGUACCGUCGCCAAAAACAAGCGCCGGAGGUGCCAGGCCUGCCGGCUCCAGAAAUGCCUUGACGUGGGGAUGAGGAGAGACAUGAUCAUGUCAGAGGACGCCCUGAUGGCGCGACGCGAGCUGAGAAUGAGGAAGAAGCAGGAGCGUCUACAGAAGGUCCACAAGGUGUCGGAGGUGGGGUCUCUGACGGAGGAACAGAAGCAGCUCAUCGCCAUCCUCAUCGAGGCCCACAGAAAGCACUUUGACUCCAAUUUUAACAAUUUUGUGGGUUACAGGCGAUCUCCUUUGGCUGACCUAUGGAUACCCCCGCCCAUAGACAGCAGUAGCCCCAGUGACAUGGACCUGUCGCCCAACGCCCAACUGCUGACUGACAGCGUCCUGCAGGCCGAUGACUUCAGGGAACUGCCUCAUUUUGCCGACCUCAGCACCUACAUGAUCCAGCAGGUCAUCAAAUUCGCCAAAGAGAUACCAGCUUUCCGGGCUCUGCCCAUCGAUGACCAGAUUUCUCUUCUGAAGGGCUCCACCAUGGAAGUCUCCCAGAUCCAGUUUAAUUCUGUCUUUAACCUGGAGACCAAUAUGUGGGAGUGCGGACGCAUGAAAUUUAGUAUAGAGCUUGGCAUCAUGACCGGCUUUCAGCAGCUGUUUUUGGAGCCGCUGCUGAAGUUCCACGUCACCUUACGCAAGCUGAAGCUACACGAGCCGGAGUACGUUCUGAUGCAGGCCCUGGCGCUGUUUUCCCCAGACCGCCCAGGUGUCAUGGAGCACAGCGUUAUUGAUGAGAUCCAGGAGAGAACCGCCCUGACACUGAAAUGCUACAUCGAUUACCACCACCCGCUGCCAGACAGCAGGUUCCUGUACGCCAAGCUCCUCUCCCUGCUGGCAGAACUUCGCACCUUGAAUGUUGAAAACACCAGACAGAUCGUUCACAUCCAGAAUAUAACGUCUGACGCCAUGACACCGCUAAUGAAAGAGCUUUACAGCUGAGAAUAAAGGAAAGAUUGGCGCAACAUCGUAAUGCAGAUUGUGCCAUGAACUUCUACAGCAAGCUAGUUAUCAAUGUGAACUGGAUAAGCCAGGAUGUAUUUCAUGUACAAUGCACUUACGCCAAUAUAUGUCAGGACAAGUGGUUUUAUUUCCGGCUAUACAUCUAAAGGACGUUUUGGUGGGAAUGGAGUAAUGGGAUCAGUGGUGUAAAAUCAACAUAGGUCCAGGGACUUUACGUACAAUCAAGAAGUUAUCAGUGACCCUACAGGAGGUGGACUUCUCCUUCUUCUCAGAGUUAUGGAAGCACGUGCACUUGAUUUGCUCCAAAUGACAAUUUUCUAAAACAGGCAAAGCUCUGACCCAGAAAUAUGAACUUAUGGUCCCUGCAAGAUAUGGGUUCAGACGCCAGUCAAGUGCAAGCUCCUCUGCGCACUCUCAGCCCUUUCCUGCUCAGAGAGGCCCCUAGUAGAAUUCAGGAUUCAUCGCUCGCUAGCCUUUAAUUCUAUUUGCCUGGAAUGAACAUUUAUAAUCCUAUCAGAACGGUUCCUUGAGGUAAUAUUUUAAUUAUGGCAGGGGCAUAUAUUUUCCCCUAUGCAUAUCAGAGUUGUCGCCGGUAACCCUUUGUAAAGGACAUGCAAUAACCGUUUGGGGUCAAAAGCUGGUUACACCACCUCUUGAACCUUUGUUGUUGAUUUAACCACUUUGACCGACCAUAUUACCUGCAUUGAAAUUUCUAAGCCCAUUCAGUUUCUCAUCGUUGCGCUGGAUUUCAUUAGUCAAGGAUCUGGUGGAUCCCGAGGGGAGGUGUGAAUAAAAAUAACAGACGCCAGUCACUGACGGGGGUUAGAGAACUACGGUACAUAACAUGUGACCACAGCCGUGGUAAAAGGAAGCUUGCUUCCGUAUUUGUGAACAGCACUUAAACGAUUUAGCAGAUUACAUCAACUCAUUAUUAUUGCCUUAAUGACCCUGACGGUCUGCGCAUCAGAUGGAAACUGCACGCUAGGUAUACACAGAUACUCUGAAUAAGUAAUGUAUACACAGGUAUAUUUCUCUGAAGCCCUUUAUAAUGGCUCAGACGCCCAUUCACAUCAGCUAAUGGAAAGGAUGAGUGAGGAAUAUGUCAGUUGUGUGAACAACGGUUCUGGAGAUUAUACUAAGACUAUGGAAUCGACACUAAUGUCUUGUACAUUGUAUACCGUAUAAUGCUAGGGGACCUCUCUUAUUCCCAUAUAAUACACAAAAGCGCUGUUUCUCUUACUGAUGGGAGUUACAUCAUUCAUGAGUUACAAGUGAAGUGUUAAAUUGGAGUUAUCGCCCACAAAAAGUGGAGGCAGCCAUAUUUGUUUUUCUACCGGACCCAAUAUUCAGCCAAUCAGAUCAGUAGGGCCUAGUGACAUCACAGAGACAUGGGGCACUGCGCAGUGAGGUCACCAGUUCUGGUGAACUUAUGUGUUUCAUUCUAGUGAAUGUAAGUCGGCACUCCUAUACCAAUAUGGCAUGCUCUUGCACAUGGGGGAAUGCCACACCAACCCUGGAGCGCCAGAGAUAGGUGUGAGAGGGAUGCCGACAUCAACCAUCUUCCCAGCAGUCGGGACACAGAUGCCAACUUAAAUUGCGACUCUCCUGUUUAAAUCAGGACAGUCCUCGCUGCUUGUGUACGUGACAGUGGGUAGCCUAAUCCUAACUCUCCUGCCAGUCCGUGCAGAAUGUUAGUGUUUCAUCAGUUGACAUCCUGUACAUGCCGACAUGUUAAAUGUUUGCAUCAUAACAUUCAACAUUGUGAUUUUUUACAUUUUAACAGCAUCCCCUUAAGGCAUUUUGCUAAAAACAUUUAUACAUGCAAUGUGUACAGUCAGCCUGUAGAUGGUGCUGUAUGCUACUGACAUCUAUUAAAGAUUUGUUCACCCUAAGCAGAGUAAUCACAUUGCUGCGCCAUCUACUGGUGGUGAUAGGGUGCUACACUACAGCAAUACCUGGGCAAGGAGCAAACGCUCUCUAAGGGACAUUAUCAUUGUAAGUAAAUGUUUUGUAGUUCUCUCUACAGAUUUCAUUCACCUGUGACUGUUCCUAUAUGGUGUAUUGGAUGAGGUCUAUGCACAGGUUACAUACACGGUACAGCCUGGCUAUAUAAGACACUUAUUUCAAGAUCCUCAAAUUCACCAUUUCAGCCUGUAACAAAGGUUCUGAGACAUAGUAACAUUAUUUUACAAUAAAAUUAUAUUUUUAAACAAUUUUAACUGAAUGUCUGUCUACAUAACAAGCAGUAUAUACCAGAAACCAUGAACACCAUACAGAGGGAAGGCAGCCAUUUUAUCUCAUCAGUUCCCAUUAUUAUACAAUCCAAAUAAUAUACUGGCUUAAUUGGUUCCCAACAUAAAAAAAAAAAAAUCCCUACCGUGAAUGUGUCUGUGUGUACAUGUGAUAGGGAAUAUAGAGUGUGAGCUCCACUGGGGCAGGGACUCAUGUGAAUGGCCAAAUAGUCUCUGUAAAGCGCUGCGGAAUAUGUGUGCGCUAUAUAAAUAACUGGUAAUAAUUGGUUGGGUUCGAGAGACCGGCACUCAGAACGCUGGCAGUCACAUGACCAACUGCUAGGUAAGUAUGCCAACCCUCUCCCAAUCCUCCCUUCUUGCAGCUUAACCCUAACCUCCCCCCUACAGCCUAACCCUAAGCCUCCCCGGCAUACUUACGUGAUGACGGCACUCUGGCGUCGGGAUUCUGACGUGUGACUGGAUUCCCUCUCCGGUCUUCUUACCGCCAGCAUUCCAAACGUCGGGAUGACAACUACAUCCCAGUAAUAAUAAUAUCUCGCAAGCAUAUUCCAGAAUAUCCAGCACACCAGAUCUGCUCACGCACAGAAAAGUGUAUAUUCUAUUUUUGCAAAUGUUGGGUUCUGGUGUGUUUCUUGACAUUCUAGAAUAUGCUGGAUAUUCAUCUAUUAUUACCAGGCAGCCAGUGUAUGAAUAUAUGUUUGAGUGUGCAUCACUUGCUCUUUCUGCACACACCCACAUUAUAAUAUAUACACUGUAUAUUAAUAUAUGCCCAUUAAGCUUAAUGCUGAGAUCCUGUCUCACAGAAGUGGUUGCUGGGAAAUGUAUGCCCUGAGCGUGGGGAUAGGAGUCUUGAGAAAUGUCUAGAUAUAAAUAAAUGAUAUUUUUGAAAGGAA